UGCGAGCUCACAUGAGCAGGUCCAGCUCCAUCCGCAAUGAUGCUGCGCAGGGCAUUGUCGCUGCUCCUUGUUCAGCUUGGACUUGUCUGCGGGCAAAGCGAUGGGAGCGAUGCGAACUGUUCUAGCCACGAGAAGUGCUUGGAGAUCCUUGCCCAUGUCACUUCAGAGAGACAAAAGAAGGAGGUGGAAGCUUUGGAACUGGUCGGACGUGCAAAGAUCACAUCUGAAAAAGCCACAGAGUCGCAGGUCCAAAGCAGAGCUUCUUUGGAUCGCGCCCAAGCUGCAGAAGAGGAACAGGCCAAGUGGCAAGACAAAGCAGAUCAGCUCAGAGAGCAACUGAGGCUCUUGGAUUUCAAGCUGCAGUCUUCAACUGCUGCACAAGAGGAAGCGGUAGCUGCAGCAAAACGAGAAGUUGCGGCCAAAAAUGCAGCGCUUGAAGAUCAGAAACAUGAAGCAGCGAUGUCGACAAUGCCAGCGCAGGAGCGCUGCCUGGCUGACUUUGCCUCAUGCACGGCUGGAUUGAUUUCACUGCAAGUGCAGCAGUGGAUGGCUUGUCUACACAUGUUCAACAGGUUUUUCGUGGCCUGCGGCAGCAUCUUGCUGGGCUUGCUGCUUCUCCUCUCGCCUGCUGACGGCCAGGCGAUUGGUUUCGCGUUUGCGACCCUGGUCAUUGUGCCGGUGUUGGUGGCUGGAGCUUUCAAGGACUUCCUCCGUUUGGUCGGCUCUCCUCCGGCUCUGCUGGUGAUACUUGCAGGGCUUCUGACCAUGGUGAUCGCUGUGGCAUUUCUAUGGCAAGGGGCGGAUGGCCUGCGGCUGCUGCUUGGAGCAGGGUUGGCUGUGCUCUUUGGCGAUUUGCUCUUGGUGAUCCUCCAUGAGCUGCUCCCGGUGCCUCCGAUUCUGGUGGCGCUGUCGGCCUUGGCCUUGGGCCUCUUCGGUGCGGCUGCCGGGCUCCAGCGACGGAGUGCCACUGAAGCCUUCGCGAUGGCCGUGCCUGCUGCCCUACUCGUUGCAUCUGGUGUCGUGUUGAUCUUCAGUCUGGCUUUGAGCCCUGAGGCAUAUUUGGAAGACGUUGCCUUUGAGCUUGUGCCUUGGGCACAUUAUGGAGACAAGGUGGGCAGUUUUUUUUGCACAUCGGGUCGAUUACUUUGGUUGGUUCUUCAGUUACCAGCUCUGAUUCGCCUAUUGCUGGCUUCACCGGAUGUCCCUGUGGUUUUGCCGUGGAAGUCGGAGCGACCGCAGGAGGCAACAGCACGACAGGAAGAGCCACAGGAUGCAAAAGAUGAGAGAGAUGAGAGAGAUGUGGAGAAGAGCCCCGGAGUCGCACAAGAGGAACUUUGGGCCAACACAGAGGCAGGACAGCAGGCCCGAGCAGAGGCCGCAGCUGCAGCUGACGCAGCCGUUCCAGAGGGUGAGUUGGAUCCCGUGGCAACGACUCAGCUUCUACAACGCACUGUGCAAGCGCUACAGGCGUUGGAAAAUUCCUUGCCACCCAGUACUGCCCUCGCUGGAGUCGUGGAGGCGGACGUACCUCCCACGCACUUGGCGCAGGCACGAAGUGGCACCGGUCGUUGAUAUCUCAUGACCGCAGUUUCACAGAGGCUCCUCUCAAAGCUUCACCGAGAUCGGUUUAGGGUGCACAAAAAAA
Molecule: messenger RNA, 1645 nt
Organism: Cladocopium goreaui
Lineage: Eukaryota; Dinophyceae; Suessiales; Symbiodiniaceae
Source: the annotation of a GenBank genome assembly